CGGUCCAAAGACAUGCACGCUUUCCAAAGAAAAACCAGGAAGGAGUUCGCAUGGACUGCAAGAUUGGAGACUUUCACAAACGAUUGCGACAGAUCAGCUCAUGACCCGAGCAUUCUGCAUGUGUCACCGAGUCAUUUAUUCUGUGCAAGAUGUCAAGUCAGAACACAUGUUACUACGAUGAGUCGAUGGAGUUUUUCUACAACAGAAGCCAACCGACGGUUGAAAACUGGGAGUUCACUCAUCUCAUAGUGCUUCGGGUUGUUGGUUGCCUCUUUUGUUGUUUCAUCCUGGUGUCCAACGCAAUGGUCAUCACUGCUGUCAUCACCAACAACCGCUUUCACUACGCAUUCUAUUACCUUGUAGCCAACCUUGCAGCCUCAGACUUUCUUGCUGGGAUUGCAUACGUGUAUCUCAUGUUCAACACAGGUUCAGUGUCCCAAACACUGAGUGUGCAACAGUACUUUCUUCGGCAGGGCCUUUUGGACACGAGCCUCUCAGCAUCACUCACAAAUCUACUGGUUAUUGCUCUGGAACGCUACAUCUCAAUCAUGAACUGGAAAGUACACAGUAACCUUACAAAGCGGCGGGUAACCCUGUUGAUUGUGCUGGUUUGGAUCAUCUCCAUCUUUAUGGGUGCAGUACCAAGUCUGGGCUGGAACUGCAUCUGCAGUAUCGAACAGUGCUCCAUGUUGGCACCAAUCUUCAGCAGGAGCUACCUGAUCUUCUGGUCACUUUUCAACCUGGCGGUUUUCCUUAUAAUGGUAGCCAUAUACCUAAGGAUAUAUGUCUAUGUGAGGAAGAAAACAACUGUCUUAAAUGGUCAUGCCACUGGAUCUUUGAAACGCAAGAAGACGCCAAUCAAACUCAUUAAAACAGUGAUGACUGUAUUGGGGGUUUUUGUGAUCUGUUGGACACCUGGCCUUGUGGUGCUGCUCCUGGACGGCUUAAAAUGCGAACAAUGUAAUUUGCUGAAGUUUAAGCGCUGGUUUCUUCUUCUGGCUGUCCUCAACUCUGUGAUGAAUCCUAUCAUAUACUCCUACAAGGACGAUGAGAUGUGGACCACCAUCAAGAAUUUGCUGCGAUGUGUCUGUAACGGCACCCGUCGCCAGAGGUCAUCUAGGGUCAACACUCGUACUACCACCUCGACUACAGAAAUGAACACCAGUAUUCGUGUUUCAGAGGAGAAAAACACAACACCGGACAAUUUGAAGACCUAAGAGCUCUGCUUUGUUACAUAGGUAUUGAUAUUCAGAGCAGUGAAUUGUUAUGUACAGUUUUUGUUUCUUAUUUUAAAAUUCUUAUGCAAAAAAAAAAAAAAAAAUCCCACCGGUUGUUUUAAAUAGUGUGAUUUGUUAUUAGCAAGAGACUUAAACAAUCAUUAGACCCUGGAGAGAAUGUCAGAAAAUAAAGCCCAAUCACAUUUUUUUUCUUUUUGACCUCAAUAAUCUGUUAGUACAUUCAGGGUUUUUUUUUUUACAGUGGCACUGCAGUUGUAUGAUAUGUUAACCUUGAGCCUGAGUUGAAUUUUUUUUACUAUUAUAAUUAUUAUUAUUAUUUUAUAUAUGAGGUACUUCAAGUCAGUGUCUUUUAAGUCUAACAGUUUUUAUGAUAUCUGUAAAAAUGAAAUGCACAAAUAACCAGAACUAUGGAUUUAUAACUACUGUAUUUUAUUUUAAAGCUAAUUGUCUUGGUGGUUGGUAUAAAGUGCAAUUUGUUCAUACAAAUGUAUUUCUCAGUUUUAUGUGGACUCAGCAAAGGCCACAAAGCCAGACGUACGUUAAGAGCGAUCUCCACUGUGUCAUCGACUAGAGGAAUAGACUGAAAUCUUCAAUGUAUCAGAGACCAAAAACAAGACCUGACAACAAGACUAGACAAUUUCUGUCUCAUUUAGAGCUUUAAUACGAGCCUUUAACAAAUCAUUAAUUCAUGCAUUCAAGGUUGCAGUCCUUAUACACCCUUACACGGGAAGCCAGUCUCUUGCAGGCUUUUCAGACUAUUAUUCAGUUCUCUCUGCAUGCCGUGACAAGUCCCUACGAUAUGUUAUUACAUCUACAGUCAUAGUUUUACCACGCAAAAAGAACUGUUGUGCAACCUGCAUGAAAACAUAUACGGUAAGACAAUCCUGCUUCUCGUGUUUAAGCAAGUCUUUCCCACAUUCCCAUGUAGUAAAGCUAAUAUGGUCAUCGGCACAUUGCAAGGACAAUGCUGUAAAAAAAUAAGUCAGCAAUCAAAGGAUUUCUUUUCUUUGGUGUUGCAUUUAGAAUCCGAAGCAAAGAGAAACACCAGUGCAACUGCAGGCAUAGCUGCAAACCUGUUUUUCCUCUUUAGUCGGUAGGAUGGUCUCAGAUGCGUUAGUCAUUACACAAGUCUGAAGCAAUGCUUGAUGUGGCUGAUUAUGAGUCUGGCCGGUAAUGCAACAUUCUGGGUUAUUGCAUGCUUACCCUAUGCCAUGCCGUACUAAAUCUCAUGAGCUUUUGUACAGAAUAUUGUCGAAUAACGACCUUUACUGUCUCUUUUAGAAUUAAAUUCCGAACCUUUUUAGCAUGAUCUCAUGCAACUCCUCAUCAUGUGAGUCAUGUCAAUUUGUCACAUUAAUAUAAUGCAUGAUUAAGCGUAUGUAAAGACUGUAAUUAAGACCAACCGCAGACUGAAGGCCAGACGUGAGAAAAUUUUCUCUUAAAAUCUUCUGCACACAAAAAGUUUUGACAUACAGAAGAAAAAAAACCCACAAUUUCCUUGCUUACAGAAUCAUUCGGUGGGUUGUAUCUUUAGAUGUCAAGGUGAAUUGAUCCUUUUGAGUCUGGCUGCUUUCCUGUUCACUAUAAUUUCCUAAUUGACUGCAUUCAGAGAGAAGUUCUGAUGUUUGGUUGCUAUGGUACCUCUGAUGUAUCUAUCCAGUGAGGAUAGAAGAGCAGAGCUUAUCUGAACAGAACCUCAGAAAUAAAAGCAGAGACAAACACAUUCCUUUUACAUUUGCGCACAGAUCAGACUGCAGAUAACAUGCUGUCUUGAAAAAAAAAGAAAGGGCAUAGUUCUAGCAUGUCCAACAUUGCUCAAAGGAAAUGUAUUUUCCCAUGCUAAGUGAGCUCGGUACAGUAAGAAACUUAAAUGAGGAACUGUGCCAUUCACCGGACAUCCCCUAUGUUCCCUGUGUGACCGCAUUAAGCAUCCAGGCAGUUCUAGUCCACUAAGAGAUCACUAUUCCACUGAACACAGGUUUGCUCCAUGAUAUGUCUCCGACUACACCUUCUCUGGCUCAUGCUCCAACUAGUCUUAAGAAAGCUUGUAGCUUAGGGACAACCUCACUCACUCAAACCCCAGACUUACCCAUUUGUAGUCAAGAAUUUUGUCCCCAAGAACCACAUUCCAUCCAUGCCAUAUUAUGAAACUUCCGUUGUUGAUAAUGGAGAAUAUUUCCGGUGCUCAGCCAAUGACAUCUCACCUCCUGAAUGUCUUGCAGACAAAACAUUUCACCACAUCCAUGUGAGAGCAGGUAAUACAAUGUGUACACACAUUCCAGCUGCUCUGGGACCCACUCUAAAAAAUGAUGUCAUGAAGAGGUCCCAAACCACGACACCUUCUGUAGUCUCACUAUUUAUUUUGAUCUAAUCCAAAUUGUUGCUUACAAUCAGAGUUAGUCUUUUGUACCAACCCCAGGCUCCUGGGAGAGUUCAUUACUUCAACCAAAAGCUUUUCAGGACACUGAAGACAUUUCCAGUAAAUUACAUGCAUAACACACUUACAGUAUGCACUAUACGGGUGUUUAUCUUUGUAAUGCAUUUUAGCCCAUGAGUCACCACUGAAGGUUGAAAAGUGAAAGCACCUGUAACUUUAUUCAGAUUUGUCAGACAAAUGAAGAUUUUAAAGACAGACCGAACUCCCGCCAUCACAUAAAGAGCUUCCACGUUUUUCUCAUCGUGUUCUGGAACUGCUAGAACUGAACCACAGCCCCCCCUGGAGAACAAGGGCAGUCCAACGUACCUCAUCUUUGGGUUGCACGAGUAUGUUUCUCCAAAUGAACUUAAUGUAUUUAACAUACUUGCAGUGCAUGUAUUAACUUCAAAUGUAUACUGAAAUUGUAUUCGAAACUAUUGUUAAGCAAAAUAAUGUUUUGCUUUGUUUUUUUUUUAACUAAAAUUAUUGGAGUGCACAGAAACCACAUGAACAAUAUUAGUAGUUUGCUGCAAGGCUGUUGUUGGCGGUAAUUAGCUUUUUUUUUACAUUAUUGAUUAAAUCCACCAGGUUCCCCAAUCAUCUUCACUUCCCCAAGGUUGCAAGGUUCCUACUGUUGUUCUUAUACCUGAACACUGUAAAUAAACUAGCACAAGGAUCCACACACCUUUAA
Tachysurus fulvidraco (yellow catfish) is the source of this 4345-nucleotide messenger RNA. RefSeq names its product lysophosphatidic acid receptor 3 (gene lpar3). Gene Ontology annotation, molecular function: lysophosphatidic acid receptor activity. The transcript is spliced from 4 exons. Gene Ontology annotation, cellular component: membrane. NCBI's taxonomy places the organism in Eukaryota, Metazoa, Chordata, Actinopteri, Siluriformes, Bagridae. The record is from RefSeq and is a predicted model, not a curated record. The coding region runs from base 150 to 1217 and encodes 355 amino acids. Gene Ontology annotation, biological process: G protein-coupled receptor signaling pathway.